UUAACAAUUAUUCAUCAAUACUAUAUGUAUUUUAUGAAAAAAAUUAUUAGCUUUUGUGAAUGGUAAUAUUGAUAACGGAGAAAGAGAAUACAUGUUAAAUACGUAGUCAUACAAAUUGCACGAGGCAAGGAAAAUAAUCAUGAAAUUAAAAAGGAGAGAAAUGGAAUUAAAAACUCAAAAGACACAAGUGUUGCGACUUACAUUAAAAAUUCUUAUGAUCGUUGGUUGCUGGUCGCCAGAUUCUCGAACGUCGUUUCAUAAACGCACCAUAUAUAACGCGUAUACGGUUUUCGUGAUUUUACUGUUAUACACAUUCAUGUUAUCUCAAUUGAUGGACAUCAUUUUAAACGUCAAUAAUCCCGACGAGUUCGCAGAUACCUUUUACAUCAUGCUCGCUAUAGUCAUUUCCUGUUGUAAAAUGACCGGACUCUUGAUUAAUCGCAAGAACAUAGAAACGUUUACCGAUAUACUUUCUGAGAAACCGUUCAUCCCUCUGGAAACCGACGAGAUGCAGAUUAGAUGCAAAUACGACCGAACGAUACAAAACAGUACUUUGUAUUACACGAUCCUGGUCGAGAUGACGUGCGCUUGUAUCGCAGUGACGUCGUUAUUUACAGAUUUCCGGAAAGAGCGUUCAACUGUCACCUAAGAUCUUCGAAAUGGGAUGGUUGUCGUUGGAUAAAAAUAUAAA
Molecule: messenger RNA, 691 nt
Organism: Harpegnathos saltator (Jerdon's jumping ant)
Lineage: Eukaryota; Metazoa; Arthropoda; Insecta; Hymenoptera; Formicidae
Exons: 3
Coding region: 140-649 (169 amino acids)
Source: RefSeq, a predicted model, not a curated record